Mercenaria mercenaria is the source of this 6140-nucleotide messenger RNA. Its product is annotated as innexin unc-9-like. The transcript has 5 exons. The coding region runs from base 562 to 1824 and encodes 420 amino acids. The record is from RefSeq and is a predicted model, not a curated record. NCBI's taxonomy places the organism in Eukaryota, Metazoa, Mollusca, Bivalvia, Venerida, Veneridae.
UAACAUUAUGGCUGACUUUGGGACAGGUAGAAACGAAACAUGUGGUUCAAAUUCAGACAUAGAUUAAACCGCCAUUUUGAUUCCUCAAAGAAACAUUACUUUACCUAGCCGAAUAUUCGCAAACGAGCACGUGGUGUUUUUUCGUCUGCAAACCUUUGCAUCCAACUUUCUUAGAAAACUAAUUAGCAUAAUAACUGUGUCAAAGCAUUAAAUGUAUCAGAAAAUAGAAACCUCAUUUUUUUGGAUAACAUCGUCUGUUAAAAAAGUGUAAAAUAAUCAAUAAAUAUUAAAGUUUAAGUGUUUUUUUUAUAUUAGACGAAAUGCGUUUUUGAAAUAAUUUUUCAUACUUAUUGAUAUCAGGAGAUAGUACAUGCUGUGAAAUAUCAAUGACAUGAUACCUUUGUGUAAUAAAAUAAAAAUAUGUACAACAUAAUAUCAUUCUUUGAAUAUUUGAAUACAGAAUGCUAUGUGAUUAAAAAGUUAUGUGGAAAUAUCUUAUAGUACAGCCUGGGAAAGGAAUUUAAUACUUCAAAGGUUUCAAAUAUAAAGAAAUCCUAAACAAUGGGUAACGGUCUGUGUGUGGAGACAUCAAGCUCUUGGACUGUUUUUGACUGGCUUGACAAAGUACUUGGUUCAGUUGGGAGUUAUGCUGGUUUAGGAAAACUCCGGAAUGACGAUGAUUUCAUUGAUCGUCUUAGUCACCAUUAUACGACCAUGCUACUGGUUAUAUUCACGAUAGUCGUCAGUACCAAACAAUACGUCGGUGACGCCAUACAGUGCUGGUGCCCGGCACAAUUUACUGAAGCUCAUGUUCAUUAUGCAAACCAGAUAUGUUGGGUGUCAAACACAUACCAUGUCCCGAUGGAAAACAUUAUACCAGCUGACCCAGAUACGAGAAGAGAAACCCAGUUGACAUACUACCAGUGGGUUCCAUUUAUACUAUUGUUCAUGGGAAUGUUGUUCAAGAUACCCCGUAUCACAUGGAAGGUUCUCACAUAUUCCUCGUCUAUCAGUCUAGAUAAGGUUCUUGGCUUGAUAUUCGCUCUACAGCUGGCGCCGAAAGCAGAAAGAGAUGAAAAACUUGCAGAACUAACGGACUACUUAGAUACCUGGUUACAGACGUCAGAACAUUACAAAGACGUCUGCUGUCUUCAGCUCAAACAGAAAGUAUCUCAGUAUUCGUGUUUUGUUUGCGGAAGACGAUACGGAAAUCAUUUCAUUACGUCAGCAAUUUUUGUCAAAUUUCUUUACUUUACAAACGCUUUUAUUCAAUACUUUGCCUUAAAUGCUUUUCUUGGAGAUGAUUUUGCAGCUUGGGGUUUUGAGAUAAUGACAGGACUCGCAGACGAAAAUCCUGAGUAUAUGAAAUUGUCUCCACGAUUUCCUCGUGUGACGAUGUGCGACUUCCAAAUCCGCCAAAUGAUGAACGUACAGAGAUGGACAGUCCAGUGUGUUCUGCCGAUAAAUUUGUUCAAUUCCAAAAUAUUUUUGUUCAUUUGGUUCUGGUUAGUGUUUUUAUGUGUGACAAGUCUCAUUUCACUAUGCACACAUUUCUACGCAACCAUGUUUCCGCUAAAACGAGUGAACUUUAUCCGGAAGUACUUGACAUUACGACGCGUUAUUACAUAUCGAGGCGAAGGCGAAAGACGUUUGAUUCAUCACUUUGUGAUGUCAUACUUAAAGUCGGAUGGGGUAUAUGUUCUGCGCGUGGCGGCACAUAACGCUACAGAUAUCCUUACUGCUCAAGUGAUUGAAAAUUUAUACCGGAAGUUUAAGGAACGCCGGGUAGAAUCUAAAGACCUAAAUGGCGGAGAAUAUGUUUGAUGAGCUGCCUUUACCGGAAAUUAAAAUCAGAAAUGCCGAAAGCGAUUAGAAGGGUCGUCUGACGAUGACAGAGGACAACGGACAAAAAAAAUGGCAUUGCAAGAUCACUCAACUAGUCUUAUUUUUUCUGAAGAAUCAUGUUUAGCUGCUUUCUAAAAAAGUAAAGUAUGCCGUUUUUAGGGGAAAAAACAAGUGUUAUAUAAUAGGGCAUGUGCAAUGUUAAUUGAAAAUUCAGCGAGCUGCAUUUAUCUUUAAAACUUGUGCUACACUUGUAGAUAUUCACGUAUAUGUAGUUCCUUUUUCGAUGUUUGUUUUCGAAGGUUUAGCGUAUAUAGUUUUGUUAAUUAAUUAAUUAAUUUAUUUAUUUAUUUAUUAACAAAGAUACUCCCGUAUGGUCAUUCAGCAAGUUGUAUAACAUAUUUGACAAUUCUAAUUAAUUUGAAUGUCUGUAUGAAAAGGUAGAAAUACGUUAAAUAUAUUCGUAAUUUUCAGUUUUUCCACGUUGUAAACAUGGACCAAAAACACGCUUAAUAUUUUGCUCAUAUUCAUUUCAUGCAUUAUUUUUCGGCAUUGAUUAGGCCAAGCUCUUUUUAUUCUACGGUGGCAAACGCCUAUUAUGGCCAUGCAUGUAGAUCUGCAUUGAAACUGAAAAACCGUUUUAUUUUCAAAAAAAAGAAAAGCCUUCUUUAGUCAUGUAAUAAUCGAGGUUUAUAUUACCCUUGAUGCUAGCCAAUGGUAUGUGGUUUGCAAUAUUACUGAAUGGCUAUUUUGUAUGUCGUACUGUUGGACGGCUGUUGUUUUAUUCUGACAAAAGAGAAAUGCUGUAUAAGUGGAUAUAUUCCCGGGUCAAAAAGUUCGCCAAUUACCGAUUCCGGACGUUUCUCGAGAGGAAAUAUUAUCGAAGGUCCUUUGCUGAACUGUCAAAGCUAAUAAGUUUGUUUAUCUUUACUAGACUAUAAUGACGUGUCUUGGUGAAAAUGGAAUUCACACUGGCUGAUAUUUCCGCGAAUAUUUUGAAUUCGCGAAAAUCACGAACAUUUCGACGUCGCGAAAAUUUACACAUAUACAGUAUCCUGUUCUAGACAAAAGCAGUCGUUUGUUAUAUGGACUCAAUGGCUAAAUUUCUAUUAUGAACUUGUCCGUCUUUCAAUUUGGAUAGUACCAUUAACUGUUAAAAGGGGUGCUUACCAAAAAGAUACUGACUGAAUGGCGAACAGUGCAGAUCAUGAUCUGACAGCACGGACGUGCAGGGGGAUCAUGAUCUAAGUUGGUCGCAAAGGCAGAAUAAGGCGUGUCCAGAAUGAUAAGGGUUAGUUAUAUUAUCUACUGUGCCAUUUGCGUUGAUGGUAAUAGUUUUCCCUUUUAUUGCAUGAUGUAAGCGGAAAUUACGUUUAACUAUAUAAUACAAAAUACGUAUGUCUUAAGUGGUAAUCAGCACUCAUUACAAUAUACCACUCGGGUUACGCCUCCGUGCCAGUGUAGGUUAAUUUACUUAUUGACAUUCUACAGUACUAUUUUUAUAUAUAUUCAAUGACGUCAUGUAUCGUUCUUUGCUUGAACUGAUAUACCCUAAUGUGUAUUACCCACACUUUUUUUUGCAAUAUAAACCAUUAGCCAUUUACAUGUAAUUUAAUUCUGAGUUUGAAAUUGUAGAAUGAAAUUAAAUCACCAUUUUGAAAUCAUCAAAUUAUCAUUUUCUGGAUUAAAAAGAACAACAACUUUUUUUAUGUGAUCAAAAGUUUUUAUUUUGCACAAAUGUUGCUAUAACAUCCAAUGUAAGUUAUAUAAUGAAGCCAGAACUAUAUUAUGAAGUUUAUAUGUUUUAUGAUAUUAUAUUAUGUUAACAACCAGAUAUCACUGUGGCGUCAGACUGUCGUCAGAGGUUUAACACCAAGUCUAGCGGCUGUCUCGUUCUGGAAACAGAAAAAUACAAUUAUCGUUUAAAUUAUCUUUGAAGUUGUCACUAUUUCAUCUUGUUUGCUUAAGUUUUUUUAUCAAUGUUAAUGAUAUUAAUUAUGUUGCAUUCUCGAAUAAUCUGUUUUAGAGAAGAACACAAUCAUUAUAAUGUACUUUAUAUCUGUAAGUCAGAUGACAUCCUAUAUCCGGCUUAUCUCAUUGGUCGGUUACUGGUCACAUAAUCUCAUUGGUCGGUAACUGGUAACAUAAUCACAUUAGUCGCUGACUGGUCACAUAAUCUCACUGGUCGGUAACUGGUCACAUAAUCUCAUUGGUCGGUAACUGGUCACAUAAUCUCAUUGGUAGGUAACUGGUCACAUAAAGGCUCGUAGAAAAAUGAAAUUCGUCGCAGAAAGCGAUAGGCCCUAUUCUUCUAAGCAAAAUUGUUUCCCAUGAUUUGAUAUCAUUUUAAAUGUAAUUGGGUUUUUUAUACAACAUUAAAGUUUCAUAUUUUGUAUAAUAUCUUUUUAGAUCAUUUGAGAAAAUGUCUAGGUGAGCAGUUGGUAUAUGUGGGUAGACUGCCUGUAAAAUAAAUUUCUUUUGAAAUCUGGCAUUAUUUUUUGUUAGAUACACAUUGCUCUUUUUCAAUAUAGUCAUAGAAUAGCAUACUUACUGUAUGAUAAUUUCGGUAGGUGAGUAUCCAAGUUUAUGGACCUGACAAAAGUGUUUAUCAGCCAAUGUGAAUAUCAUUUGGUCAGGCCCGUUAACUUUGAUAUUCGCCUUAUCACCAAUGAUAAAUGUUAAAUAGAAAAUCUCGUUUUCCGAAUAUUUUCAAAACAUCCAAUAUUUUUCUUUUCACAAAACAAACAUAUAUAGAUUUUUGAGAUAACAUUCUUAUUAGUUAAAUCAUUCGUUCUCAAAAUAUAUACAUUGUAUCUUGAAAACCACAGAGCCUUCAUUUUACAUAAAUAUGACUCCAUUUUCAGUUCAUACCCUGAUAUAACAGUUAUAAUUAUCAUAGAUUUCUAGUACAAUUCUAGAAAUCAAUUUGUUUAUAAUAUAUUGCCAUGCUUUAUUUUUGUGUAUAACAGAAUAAAUAUUACAUUACUUUUCAUGGGAAAAUCAGUCUUUAAACAGCUUUUUUUCUACUCUUGCUGAAAAUUUUCACUGUUCUAUUCAAAGCAGUUCUAUAUAUGAAUUAGAAAAAAAGUUACCAUACGUUUUUCUUAAAAAAAUACCUAUUUCCAUAAUAUACUACAUUUUUUAACAAUAUUGCUAGUAAAUUUGACAUUUAAAAUUGUGUUUUAAUACUUUUGUAAUAGGCAUGUAUUGUCCACCACAGAAUGUUUUAGAUGAAAAAUGUCAAACUACUUUAUCCAAACGAAUUUCUCUUUGCAUCACAUAACUGAAUUCAAUAUAGAUUCGACAGAAGACAAGCAUGCAUCCAUAAUCAGUUUACUGGUAUUUCAAUAGCAGGCGCCAUUUGCCAAGGUUAUUCCAAACUAUAUGUACAACAAUAUUUCAUAUUUUCAUAAGUGUUUGUUUUUUUAAAAGUUGUAAAUUAAAAGUCAAGUACUAAAUACUUUCAUCAUGUUUAAAAGUUGUUACAUGGAUAGAUCUUUGUUUUAUAGACAUCUGUAUUUAUCAUAUUUCUCAAACAGAGCGAACUGUGAGUUUCAGUAAAUAAAAAUAAACAGAAUGAGAUUUUGUGUGUUUUCUCUGUGAAAUAUGCAUUACUAUUUAUAUGGCGUAUUGUCAUACGAGGCAGUUAGAUUGCUUCAAAUAAGACAUUAUUCAAAAUAAAACUCAUAAGAUGGAAGUAGCUUGUGAAAUUUUGGAGUUUUUUUUAUGAUUUUUGUGUACAUGAUGUACAAUAUAAAAAAUAAUACACCUUUACACCUUGACUUCAUGUCUUGAACACGGUCACAAAAACGUUGUAAACUUCAGCAAUGAAUACUUUAUGAAUUUUCAAAAUAAUGUCAUUCUAGUUUAUUCGAUAAGGUUAAAGGUGGCAAAAACAUUUGCGGUAUUUCCAAAAUGUAAAAUGUUUUGAAACGCAUAUGUAUAUUUAACAAAUAACGUAUAGAAAAACCGUGUUUUAACGUUAUUAAUGCACAGAGAGAGGUUAUACGUCCGCGGAAUAAUUUCACGAUGGCGUAGCAGAGUGAAUUUUUCUGGCGACGUAUAACCGAUUUUGAGUGUAUUGAUUCAGGAAAAACAGGAUUAUGCCAUACAUUAUUUGUAUUCUAAUACGCCCUUAAUCUAAAUCAGUGGAUAAAAUAUAGUAGCGCUCUUUUUUGGUCGCAACAAAAGCAUUGACGCCAUCGCACGUUAAUGUGACGUCAUUUUAACAGAAACAAGCAUAUUAGAAUUUCAUUUCGUUUCAUUGUUGUUGUUAUAAAGUUACAUAAUAUCACAAA